This is a messenger RNA of Fusarium musae, 3627 nucleotides long. RefSeq lists its product as uncharacterized. The record is from RefSeq and is a predicted model, not a curated record. Gene Ontology annotation, molecular function: actin binding. Bases 1 to 3627 code for a protein of 1208 amino acids. The transcript is spliced from 4 exons. NCBI's taxonomy places the organism in Eukaryota, Fungi, Ascomycota, Sordariomycetes, Hypocreales, Nectriaceae.
AUGUCGUUGAAUGGCUUGGACGAUCCAAAGGUUCAGGAAGCCCACGAGGCCGCUGUCGCCGAACCAGGAGGAUGGUUCCUCCUCAAGUAUGCGAGUCGCGAUGAAGUCGAAUUGUUAGGUCGCGGCUCCGGCGGCGUGGUCGAAGUGCGCAACAAUGUCGCUGGAUACGAGGAGACGAGCCCUCUCUACGGCUUCUUGAGAUAUCGAAGAAGGAACGUGGUAAUCAAGUAUCUGCCUGAAGAUUGCUCUCGUCUUAUCCAAGCGAGAGUAGCUGUUCACUUCAACGCCGUCUGCGACCGAUUCUCACCCUACGAUACCAUUUUCGAAAUCACCGAAGCCAAGGAACUCAAGGAUACGAAACUAUCGGCCGCAUGCUCCCUGCAUGCCGCUUCAGGGUCAAAUUCAUCAUCUUCAAGCUCGUUACGCCGAAGACGAUUAAUGGAGAUUGCGGAGGAGGAGGAAGAGGAGCAGCAACACCGCGCCACAAAACGCCAAUCAGUUGCCGAGGACGACGAAGACGGCGACAUUCGACCUAAGACAGCCAAGACAAGCCAUGACACUGUCUUGCCUACAGAGACAGUCAUGCUAAACUCAGAGCUUGCCGCAUCUCCAGAGCAUACUAAAUUCACUGACGCUUCAACAUCUGAGCUACCCAACUUCGUUGGCGCUGAUGACAGGCCCGUUUCUCCUUCUCAAUCAGAAGCACAGUCGCGAAUGUCAUCGCAAUCUGGCCGACCCGACUUGUAUUCCUAUUCAUUAUACAACUACGGAAAGCCUAAAGUGAAGCUUGGACCGCGCCCCUCGCUUGAUACAAACGGAAGACCACGCACUGCCAGCACGUAUCGCCCCGUUUCUCAGAUGCCUUCCGGCUUUAAAUUGUUUGGUAAGGGCUCCAAGAAAGAGAAGAAUAGGGACGGCCCCGCCACCGCCGAGAAUACUUCUGUCGAGGACAAAGACACAGUGACCGAACAGGACGGACUACAAAUUGUGCAUACAGAACUCACGCGCCCCGCAACAAGCUCUGGAGUAUCUAUCCCUGGCUCCCCUGUUUUGCCUAUGCCUCCACCCGCCAAACCGACCAUUUCACCGGAAAAGGCGAGGUUAAUGAAGGCUAUGAAGCUCCGAGAGAAAAAGAAGGCGAAUAUGGUAGCUGAGGCGGCGGGUGCUCCAUCACCUCCUCUCGAAUCCCCCAGACCUAGCGAUGACCAUUCAUCUACAGACCGAGUAGAGGAUCAUGAAACUCAACACGAAACGGAAUCCGACCACCCAUCCAUCUCAAAUGCCGACUCUGGUAUUGGACUGGAUGCGUCUUCCGCGUCCAUGAAUAAUGAUCAAGCUUCCGAUCUUGCUCAGACCGAUUCUCACCCUGAUAGCCCAGUCAUUGCAUCUUCAGAACCGGAGAUUUCCACCAAGGCAUCUUCGCUUUCCGAAUCAACAGACGAAACCCUGCACCCAAAGAACGAAGAUGAACAUGACUCGGACGAAGGCGAGAAAGUUGACAAUGUCGAAGUCUCUGAUACAGAAACAAGUGAAGAAAUUGCUGCCGCUGAAGAGUUGACGCCAGUGAUUGACUCCGUUCCAAGCAAGGACGAUGAGAAGAUUGAGAAUACAACGCCAGAGCCUUUAUCAGACACUGGUACCAGUAUUUCAGCUCUUGAAACGACAGUCUCUACUACUAGCAGCCAGCCCACAACGGACCAUGCUCCUGACGCAUUGGAGACAACUGAGGUUUCGGCCAACAUCAGCAAAGUGGACGAGCCGCUGUCCCCCACUAUUGACACAUCCAAGAUCCUCAAAUCGAAGUUCUCGACUCAGGAUCUGAAGACGGAACCAACUCCCGCAUCUAACUCCCCUAACCGAAGUACUCGCCAGAAUAGUCCCAUCAUCGUAACAGAAAAGGAUGAGGAGGAGGAAAACAACGAGGAGCUGCCCGAAACAAAGCAGCAAAAGCGCAAGACCAAUAUCGAGCCUAUCAAAACGGACUUUGCCGAAGACAAGGACCGUCUAUCUGACGAUGAGGACUUGAUGGAAGAGCUGCAUAGCGCAACUCUUCAUGAGGCGAAACCGAUGACUGUUGCUAAGAGCCCUGUCACUCCAGUUUUCCCUAGCCCAACAAAGGGCGAACGAUCUCCGACCAUCGUCCGCACCGUCUCGAACCCUGUCCACGGCAAGCUUCUUGUCCCUGGCGAUGUCACCACAAGCUCGGCGCGAUCUGUGAGCUCAGGAGCUGCUUACUUGCACAAGGUUGCCCAGCAGCCUAACGGACCCAGUCUGACUAGGAAAUCUACUGUGGGAUCAAGUAUCUCGCAACGUAUCAAAGCUCUUGAAAAGCUCUCAGCCCACACUGGUGAGAACACUCUCAGCCCUACACCUACUCCCUCAAGCCGAGAGAGGCCAUCUUCGGCAUUCUUCUCUGUGCGAAGAAGUCGUGAGCCAACUCGGUCUCCAUCCAUUGCCGAUCGAGCUAGCUCUUUCAACCGCCAAAAUCUGCGAACACCACCUUCACGAUCUGGUUCUCGAGACGAGUCACCUGAUAGAGCUAGAAAAUCUCACAGGCAGCGCUCUAACUCUGUUGCCAGUCGCCUGUCUAAGUUCGAAGCACAUGCGCAAGAGCACGGCGGCUCGCCUGAGUCGAUCUCGGUCACUGCUAGAAUAGUACGAGACCCGAGUCAGAACGCAGCCAAAUCACUUGAACCACCAAAGGAUCCAUCAGAGUUCAGCCCAGUGGAACUUAAGGAGUCUCCUCUCCUGGUGGAUCACCAGAAGGCUUCACCAGUAUGGACCCCUGCAGCCCUUGAGCUUUCUAAGGAGACGAUUCUUGAGCGCCGUAUGUCUAAGGAAGGCCGCCGAUCAGAGUCGAAGAGUCGGGAUAAGGAAGACCACUCUCGGCGGUCUUCUCUAAGUGUCGUGAGAGACUUCAUCAACGACCGCCGUAGGUCCCUCACUUCGCCAUCGUCUGAUGCAGGUGGUGCCAAGGGCUCACAGUCCCCCACCCGCCCUCCUUCAAUUCACCAGGGCAAGCGGCUUUCAAUCAGCAGCCGACGGUCAUCCAUCAGUCGCGACAGGGACAACGUGCUUUCCCCUACAGCUACUACUGAGAGCUCAGCCUCCGGUGACGAAAAGUCAAACAGUGAGAAGAAGAAGUCAAGGGCUGGUCGAUUCAUGCGUCGUCUAUCAUCCCUUUCCAGUUCACGUGGUAAGACCACGCCACCUACUAUCCUCUCGCCAACUGUGCACGAAGAGAUGGCAGAGCCUGUUCGACCUGCGACUACUGCCGGCCCCCCAUCCAUCGUGUCCUUCAUGGGUGAUGUCAAUGUGCAGUUCCCUGACAACCUUCUUUGGAAGCGACGUAACAUGUGUCUGGACUCUCAGGGUUUCCUCAUUUUGAGCGCUCUCCCGGCUCAGAGCAGCCGCACCGCUCAAGGCACGAAGCGCUACCACAUGAGUGACUUCCGACCUCCCUACAUCCCUGAUGUCGAGGUUCAGGAGUUGCCCAACAGUGUUGUCCUAGACUUGGUUGACGGUAGUAGCGUGCAACUGGCGUGCAUGGACCGUUCCGGACAGAUGGGUAUUCUUGACAUCCUUCAAGAGGCUCACGCCAGACACGCUACCUCAUUCAGUCUGUGA